AUGCUGCUGCUCCGGGUCCUCCUGGUCCGGUCCUCCUGCUCCGGGUCCUCCUGGUCCGGGUCCCCCUGCUCCGGCGCGUGCAACUCCGCGCGCAGUCUGGAAGGAGUGAGCGGACAGUUUGAGGUUCUGCUGGAGAACUGUGUGCAGGGCAGGGACCCGGCCCAGCUGGUUUCUCUGCUGCGCCGUGAAGGACUCACCAACACCACCAUCACCAGGCUGGACACAUUGGUUACCAAGGACCUGUGUGCAUCUGGUUUCAGCAGAGCUGUCCUGGUUCUGAAGUCUUUAUCGGUUCUGUCAGAAAACGCCAACGACCUGCAGACGCUCAUCAGCCUGGGACUGACCGCAAAGGUGUUGUUGUGGUUUGAAGCCGUCAGUGACCUGCUGACGUCUGACCUCCAGAGAAGCUCCGCCCCCCUGCUGAGUCUGACUGAGAAGCUGUUUGACUACUUCCUGGUGAGCAGCAUGCUGGGUAAUGAAGUCUGCAACUGUCUUAGUCCCAGGCCAGGCAGUCAGCUGUCUGUGGUUCUUCGUCAGUUGGCUCGAUUCUCUUUGGAACCUGAAAUCCACUUCCCACUGAGACUGGAGGCCAUCAGAACCUUCAACAGCAUCCUGGAGUCUCUGAGCCGAGAACAGAGGAGGCUGAUCCAGAACGAGCAGAACCAGAUACUCUCUCAGGUUGCAGCAGCUGUUCUCACAGUUGGAGAUUAUGAGCUGCAGGUGAGCCUAUCAGAGGCUCUGUGUCGCCUGACGCCACGCAGGGAGCGCCAGCAGAGAGCCAAUCAGUGGUUCUCCAGCCAUGACAUCAGCAGCGCCUUCUGUAACAUCAGAGACGCAGACUUCGAGGUGGACUGCAGACGCUUCCUGAACUUUGUUAACCGUCACCAUGGAGACCAGAGACGGGUCUACACCUUCCCCUGCCUGCGAGCCUUUCUCAACUCCACACAGCUGUUUCGUCCACAAGACGACAAACUGGACGAGUUCUGGAUCGACUUUAACGUUGGGUCAGGAUGCGUGAGCUUCUUCAUUGAUGAGCCUCAGGGUUUUCUGUGGGGAUCCAUCCACCUGCUGAAGGAGGACGUGGAUCAUUACAGCCUCCAGAAUAAACGUGACGAGGCAGAGACGGUCCUCAGCGUCCAGCUGAACAAUCCCAUCAUGCACCACGGCAGCAGAGGACAGACGGUGCAGCUGAGCUUCAAGUGUGAACAUCACAGAGAGCUGCAGGAGGCGGCCGGGAGGGUCUUCAUGAAGGCGCAGCGCUCCCCCCGCCCCCCAGACGCAGGUGGUACAGUCCAGGCCUCCCCCUCUGCAGAGAAGCCCAGUGGUCGAUCCUACGGCCGCAAAAAAGCUCCGAGUAACAGUCAGCUGAGGAUUUUACCGGUGUCAUCUCCGAGCAGUGAAGAAGACUCCUCCGUAUCCACGCCGAAAACCAGAAGCAGAGCCGAGAUCCUGUUUGAUCAGAUCAGACACUCGACUCCCACAGUCCGCCCUGGUUUUCAGGUAAUCCCUGAUCUGGCUGAUGAUGCUGAGGCCCCAGAAGCCCACCUGUCUGAGCCGAUGCUACCUGUGUCUGGUGUUCCUGAGGGGGCGGAGCUACAGGUGUCACAGGAGCGCACUGAGGAGUUUGGACGAAGCCGCUCUCCUUUAGAAAAGGCGUUGAGGAAGAGAGAAGCUCCAGACUCAGGUUACCUGUCAGACCAAACUGAGGGCACACCGGUCCAGAAGAGGCGGGCGGAGCCUCAGCAGGAAGGGGAGGGGUCUAACUUAGCACUCGAAGGGGCGGAGCCAACUGUGAAGGAGCUGUUCUACAAAGGGGCGGAGCCUGUGUCUGAGCCAGGGGCGGAGCCUGUGUCUGAGCCAGGGGCGGUGCUAAAGUCUGACCUGACAUCUGACAUCAUGGCUGCCUUCAGAACCUUCAAAGCAGAGCUGGAGCAGCACUUCACAACUUUCUUCCAGUCUGAGAUGCGGCGACUCUGCGUCUUCUGUGACGAACACCUGCACAGGUUGAAGUCUCUGCAAGGUGCAGGGGAAUCAGGUAAAAGCACUAUUGUAAAGCAGAUGAGGAUUCUUCACGUCGACGGCUUCAACGCUGAAGAGAAGCAGCAGAAGAUUCAGGACAUCAGGAAGAACGUGAAGGACGCCAUCGUGACAAUCGUGUCUGCCAUGAGUACGCUGACUCCGCCCAUCCCUCUGGGUAACCCCAGCAACCAGUUCAGAGUCGACUACAUCAGGAGCAUCGCGCCGCUGUCUGACUUCGAGUACACCGAGGAGUUCUUUGAGCAUGCUCAGAAGCUGUGGGAAGACGACGGUGUGAAGGCGUGCUACGAACGCGCCAACGAAUAUCAGCUGAUCGACUGCGCCCAGUACUUCCUGGACAGGUUGGACUCAGUGAGGAGGACUGACUACACACCUACUGACCAGGACUUGUUGCGCUGCAGAGUUUUGACUUCAGGCAUUUUUGAAACCCGGUUUCAGGUGGACAAAGUCAACUUCCAUAUGUUCGAUGUAGGAGGACAGAGGGACGAACGCAGGAAGUGGAUUCAGUGCUUCAACGAUGUGACCGCCAUCAUCUUCGUCGCUGCCAGUAGCAGCUACAACAUGGUGAUCAGAGAGGACAACUCCACCAAUCGGCUGCGAGAAUCCCUGGACCUCUUCAGAUCCAUCUGGACCAACAGGUUCCUGAAGACCAUCUCAGUGAUCUUGUUCCUGAACAAACAGGACGUGCUGGCUGAGAAGAUUCUGGCUGGAAAAUCUAAACUGGAGGAUUAUUUUCCUGAAUACACCAACUACCAGGUUCCAGCUGACGCUGUUCCAGAUGCUGAUGAAGACCCCAAAGUGACCAGAGCUAAGUUCUUCAUCAGAGACGAGUUUCUGAGGAUCAGCACGGCGAGCGGCGACGGGAAGCACUACUGCUACCCUCACUUCACCUGCGCCGUCGACACCGAGAACAUCCGCCGCGUCUUCAACGACUGUCGUGACAUCAUCCAGCGCAUGCACCUGCGGCAGUACGAGCUGCUCUGA
Molecule: messenger RNA, 3021 nt
Organism: Stegastes partitus (bicolor damselfish)
Lineage: Eukaryota; Metazoa; Chordata; Actinopteri; Pomacentridae
Source: RefSeq, a predicted model, not a curated record